This is a messenger RNA of Myotis brandtii (Brandt's bat), 2031 nucleotides long. Its product is annotated as disintegrin and metalloproteinase domain-containing protein 25-like. Gene Ontology annotation, molecular function: metalloendopeptidase activity. The transcript has 2 exons. Gene Ontology annotation, biological process: proteolysis; male gonad development. The coding region runs from base 1 to 2031 and encodes 676 amino acids. The record is from RefSeq and is a predicted model, not a curated record. Lineage: Eukaryota; Metazoa; Chordata; Mammalia; Chiroptera; Vespertilionidae. Gene Ontology annotation, cellular component: sperm head plasma membrane; external side of plasma membrane; plasma membrane.
AUGGCUAUGAGUGAGGCCCUGGUGUGUGUCAGGAGCACUCUCCUGUCACUCUGGCUGGGGGUAAUUCUGUUCCCAUAUGGAUGGUCCCAGGUUGUGCACUCCCAACCCCAUGGUCCCCCAGAAGUGGUGAUUCCCUUGAAGGUAGCAGGCAUUGGCAUGAAGAUUGGAGACUGGCUCUCUUACAGAAUGCAUUUUGGGGGCCAGAAUCAGUUAAUCCACAUGAAGGUCAACAAGCAUUUUCUGUCCAGACACUUCCGAGUGUUUACCUACUCAGACCAGGGUGCUCUCAUUGAGGACCAGCCUUUUGUAAAGAAUGACUGCUACUACCAUGGUUAUGUGGAGGGGGACCCAGAAUCCCUGGUUACCCUCAGUACCUGUUUGGGGGGCUUGCAAGGAAUAUUACAGACAAAUGACAUUGUUUACGAAAUAGAGCCCAAGAGACUUUCUACCACAUUUGAACAUUUUAUAUAUAAAGUGGACAGUGAGGAGACACAGUUGCCACCCAUGAGAUGUGGAGUAACAGAUGAAGAAAUAGCACGACAACUGAAGUUUCAAGAGAGUGCUAAUUUCACUUUGAUGCAGAGUGGGUAUGAAGACUGGUGGACACACAACCGACUUCUUGAACUGGCAGUGGUGGUGGACCACAAUCGCUAUCUUCAUCAUCAAAGUAACACCACAGCUGUGCAGUAUGAAGUAUGCUUUAUUGUCAAUGAAGUUGAAUAUUUUUUAUAUUCUCUAAAUGUUAAUGUUGUUUUAAUGGGAAUUGAGGUCUGGACUGAAAAAAACCCUAUUCAAAUAGGUUUGAUAGGUAGUGUCCUGGGCACAUUUUGCAAUUGGAAGCAAACUAGCUUUAAUAACCGCAUUCCCCAUGAUGUUGCACAUCUCUUGAUAAAGCAUGGCUUUGGUAUUUUUGUUGGCCUAGCCUUUAUUGGAACAGUAUGUAACUCUAUUCAUAAUUGUGGAGUGGAAAGUUUAAUGGACAAUAAUUUGAAUGCUGUUGCACACACUGUUUCCCAUGAGAUUGGUCAUAAUAUUGGUAUGAAUCAUGAUGACAAAACUUGUACAUGUGGACAUAAACACUGCAUAAUGUAUCCAGUAAGAUCAAAUGGAAUUAGAUUCAGCAACUGCAGCUAUGCUAGCUUCAUGAAAACUAAUGCAAGGCAAAAUUGCAUGUACGUUUCAUCAAAUACAGGGAACAUCUUCACACUUUCACAGUGUGGGAACAGUGUGGUUGAAGAUGGAGAAGAGUGUGACUGUGGCGCUUUACAUUUGUGUAUGAAAGAUCCGUGCUCCUACCAUUGUCCAGAGGAUGUGUACUUGCAGAAUGGGAUGCCAUGCAAGGGCGAUGGCUACUGCUAUGAAAAGAGAUGCAAUAACCGUGAAGAGCAGUGUAGGAACAUUUUUGGCAAAGAGGCCAAGAGUGCAAAUCAGAGUUGCUACACAGAAAUGAACACCCGCGGUGACCGUUUUGGGAACUGUGGUUUGAUGAACGCUACAUAUGUAAAAUGUAACAACUCAGAUACCUUGUGCGGGAGGAUUCAGUGUGAAAACGUGACAAAACUUCCCCUUCUGAGAGAUCAUUCUACUGUGCAUUGGACUCAGUUCAAUGACAUCACCUGCUGGGGUACCGACUACCACUUUGGGAUGACCAUACCUGACAUUGGUGAUGUGAAAGAUGGGACAGAGUGUGGGGAAGAACGUGUCUGCAUCCAAAGGAAGUGUGUCCAUAGGUCACUUCUGGUAACUGGUUGUUCACCUAAGAGCUGCAAUCUGAAAGGAGUCUGCAACAACAGGCAGCACUGCCAUUGCAACUCGAAGUGGGAGCCUCCCUUCUGCCUGGAAAGAGGUCAUGGAGGUAGUAUUGAUAGUGGCCCACCUCCUGGGAGAAAAGUGAGUCAAAAGGCCAAUAACCUAGGACCACUUUGGUUGAUUCAUCUUAUUCUUUUAUUAUGCUUGUUAAUUUUGGGUUUUCUGACAUGCAGAAGAACAGAUAAGAGUGAAGAGCAGAAUGUGGCACCUUCACAUGAGUGA